AUUGGGUCAUCAUCAUCCUGAAGGCGGGGCUAAACGACAGCGUUCAUAUACAGCGUUAAUGACACAUCUUGCUACUUUAGCUGUAACCGAAGUAGGCGCGUCCAGUAAACGUACACAGUAGUCCAUCAGAAGACAUCCAAAAUGGUUAUGAUAAUUGAGGAUAAGCCUGCCUUUGAUAAUGCUCUGAAAAAUGCCGGUGACAAGUUGGUGGUAGUGGACUUUACAGCCACAUGGUGCGGGCCCUGCCAGAACAUCGCUCCAUUCUAUAAAGCACUGUCUGAAAAACCAGAAAACAAAAAUGUUGUGUUUCUAAAGGUGGAUGUGGAUGAUGCACAGGAUGUGGCUAGUUUCUGUGACAUCAAAUGUAUGCCAACAUUCCAUUUCUAUAAGCAUGGGCAGAAGGUUGAUGAAUUUUCUGGCUCAAAUCAAGCUUUGCUGGAAGAGAAAAUCAACAAACUUAAAUGAAGGAAAACAAACAUUAACACACUCAUUAACACAAACCAAUGAUUGUAAUAUCUCAACACAGGUUAGAAUUUCCAGCAUGGGUUUUGAGAAAGUAUGACAUCAAGUAAAUAAACUUACAGUACAAGUAAAUUAAAAUUAAUUUAAAUCCUCUUGUAUUUUAGUUUAUAAACAGAGAAAAUACAUUCCUGAAACACUUCUUUUUUUAAAGGAAUAUUUGGCCCUGCUGUAAGGACUGUCUUAUGUAUUUUAUGUUGGCUUUGUAUGAAAAGAAAACAACAAAUGAAAAAAAAAAGUAGAAUUUUA
Myxocyprinus asiaticus (Chinese sucker) is the source of this 768-nucleotide messenger RNA. RefSeq names its product thioredoxin (gene txnb). Bases 142 to 465 code for a protein of 107 amino acids. Lineage: Eukaryota; Metazoa; Chordata; Actinopteri; Cypriniformes; Catostomidae. The record is from RefSeq and is a predicted model, not a curated record. Gene Ontology annotation, molecular function: protein-disulfide reductase activity. The transcript has 5 exons.